ACAAGAUAUACGAGGAAGCCAAACACAGCAUUGAAAGUAUUAUCCAUAUAGUGUGUGCACAGGUUAAAGAAAGGAGUUUUCUUUCGCUUAUUAUCUAUAGUGUGCGUGUUUUUUGAUUAACCGUGCACAGAAAAGAACCAACUAAACAUGUAUCGAUAGUCGACCUUUCUGAUAAGCUUCUUUGGGAGAAAGAGAAAUUCUUAAGAACAGAAGAGUGUGUCAGCCAUGAAGCGCGUCAACUUUCUUCUGCUAGGAACUAGUGGGAACGGGAUCAGCUCUCUGGGGAACACACUACUAGGCCGGACAUGCUUCAAGACUUCAUCUGACUUGCACGCUACUGAAAACAUUGCUGUGAAAGGGUCAGCAUUAAGAGGAGACUGUCGCAUUACAGUUGUGGAUAUUUCAGGAAUAGAUACAGACAAUAAAAGCCUGGACCCCCUUCAAAAUUUAAAAUCUUUGAUCCAAAUUGCACUCAACUACUGUGAAGAUGGUUUCACUGCAAUAGUGUUUGUGCUGCAGUUCUGCGGUAGAUAUACAAGACAAGAACAGGAGACGCUUAAACUUAUCAAAGCGACAUUAGGUGAAGACGUCAUAGCUAAAAACACUGUUUGUGUUUUUACUCACGGAGACUUGUACAAGCAUGAAACUGAAAGUUUUAUAACAUGGUGUCGGAGUCAGAAAGGAAACAUUCAAAACGUCUUGGCUGAAUGUAACUAUAGAUGUCUUCUGUUUAACAACAAAACUGAGGACGUGAGGAAUCAAGAUGCACAACUCAAAGAACUCUUGAAACUGGCCACUGAAUCUGAAAGAUACACAUUGAGCCAAUUCCAAUCUGCUGAAAAGGAAAGAAAAUCACUUGAGGAGGAAAUCUUAUCACCGAUAAUAGCGCAAGAAGCUUCAAUGUUUGUUAGUGACAUGCAAACAAAAUUAAAAUCUCUGGAAGACGAGUGGACUGGAAGUAAUAAAGAUAAACUGGACUUACUUUCUAAAUACCAAGAAGAACUUCUGAAAUUUGAGGGAGAACUUGUAAAUAAAAACUUGAAACCUGGAAAUUACGUUAAUCCAUUUGGUUCAAUCAAAGUACUUAAAGUAAAUAUUCAAACCAAACGUAAACUUGCAGAAUCGGAAAUAAAACUGGAAAGCUUGAAUGAUCGAUUUGAAACACAACAUCACUGGUUCAUUCGUAAUUCAUCCACUAGAGCUACAUGUCCAGCAAGAAGCUCAACAAUCCAGACGACAGAGAACUUUCCUCAGGAGACCAAAUCUUUCAAAAGACAAAAUGAUGGCCGGAGAUCACUUCGUGAAGAGAAUGUCCGCUCAUACAACCUUCAAAAAGCGCGCGGUAAGGGAAAUGACCAAUCGAAAGACACUAAAAGAUGUAUUGUUCUAUGAACUCUAGACUUGUAGAUCGAAUCACACUGCAAGUAAAUGACAAAACUGUGAAUACUAAAUUGUUAAGCUAAAUCAAGAAAAUGACUGUUGUUUUUUUUUUUUAUAAGAAAUGCAAAGCUAAACAUUCUGGAGUUUUUGGUUUUAGUUUUCUAGUCUACAAUUACCUAAUUGUUUUACAUUGAUUAACGGACAUAAGAUAUUUUUAUUGUUAAACAUUUUUUUUCAUUGUUACAUAUUUUUAAAAAAGAUUUAAAUCAUUACACCAGUAAAAGCUACAUAAGAACAAAAAGUUCAACCCCAAGAAAUAAGUCUUUCUUCCAAGUCACUAAAAAACUCGAGCAUGAAAGUUACAAAAAAUAUUACAUUAAUUCUUGUCUAACAUUUUAUAAAAUUAAAAAAAAAAAAAUUUGAUUAUCUUGAUGUAAAACAUGUUGUUUUUUUUUGUUUUUUUUUGUACGUAUUUGACAUACCAUCAGAAAUGAAGAAUAUCUUACCCGAGCCCAGUCAUGCAGAACUGAAUUAUAAAAUAUUUGUAAAAUUAUUGACAUGUUUCGGAUGUUCCUUCAAAGUUGAAGAUAAUAUACUUCCUAAUCCAAACCUCCCGCAGGAUGACGUGGAUGGCUGCGGACAGGGAAUGAACCCAAAACCAUCGAUAUCCAACGCGCACACCGCACGACCAGGAAGCCACCCAUUGUAUGAUAGAAAAAGGCACCAACAAACGACUGUCUUAAAAACAAUUCACAUGACCUGUUGGCCACCCAGAAUUUUUCCCUUUUUUGGCCAAGAAACCCAAAUGUGGAGUCACAAUCUACUAAUAAACGUCCUUACGUAAUCACGGAGGAGCGGUGGCUGAGCGGUAAAGCGCUUGGCUUCCAAUCCGAGGCUCCCGGUUUCGAAUCCUGGUGAAGACGGAACAUUUUAAAUUUCGGUAUCUUUAGGGCGCCUCAUAAAUCAAUUCAGCUCUAAAGGGUAUCGUUGUGCUGGCCACAUGGCACAUUCGUUAACAGUGGGCCGCAGAAUCAUGGUUUGCAUCAUCUGCCCUAUAGAUCGCGAGGUUUUCAGGGAGAACUAACUUUUACUCACUUAAACACAGCUAUAGCCUCAACGGAUUUCUCCCUGCACUGUGGCGUACAGCUACGUGAUCAUCUGGUCUCUUUCUAUACAAACAGCUAUCUGGCUCACCCCGCCUCACUAUAGUGUGGUCUAGAGCAGCGGUUCUCAAACUUUUAAGCACAGCGACCCCUUUUUACAAUCUCCCACUCUGCCGCGACCCCACCUCACACACACACACAUACAGCACUAGAAGAAAAGACAUUAACAAUCCAUAUUUUUGAUGGUCUUAGGCGACCCCUGGCAAAUCGUCAUCGACCCCCAAGGGGGUCGCACACCAACAGGUUGAGAACCCCUGGUCUAGAGUCUACCAUAGUAUGGUCUAGAGUCUAGGUAUUGAUUAAAUGAAUGAUGGGCAAAAUAUUUAAGCGGGCUUAUUCGAACCAUGGAAAGGUUUGAUACGGCUCGCACAUUCUUUAGAAAAAUUAACAAAAAUUAGAAUUUUACUUAUAACGCAACAAUUUUAGUUUUUAACACGAGUUGAAAUAUCGUAGUAAUCUUGAGUAUUUUUAUAUUAUGUCUGCUGAUUUGAAAUGCGCAAAAUAGCAAUACAUUAAAUGUAUGAGUACGGAAAUUCUCAUCAAACAAGCGUCAGUCAAA
Messenger RNA from Biomphalaria glabrata, 3102 nucleotides. Its product is annotated as GTPase IMAP family member 9-like. The record is from RefSeq and is a predicted model, not a curated record. The transcript is spliced from 2 exons. Gene Ontology annotation, molecular function: GTP binding. NCBI's taxonomy places the organism in Eukaryota, Metazoa, Mollusca, Gastropoda, Planorbidae. The coding region runs from base 226 to 1392 and encodes 388 amino acids.